CUUUCGCUUGGUUUAUUCGCCUAUACUAUUGUACCUGUAGGUCACAGAGAGAGAAGUUUACUGCUGCUCCAAGGUUCCCCUUCUACUAUCUCCAGAUAACUUUGACGAAAUUGUGCUGGAGGAGACGAAGGAUGUCUUGGUUGAAUUUUUUCCUCCAUGGGCUGAUCAUCUUGUUCUCGGUAGCAGUUAAUGGUUAAACCGUCGUACAGGGCUGUUUGUAACAGAGAUAAGCUGAGAUGAGCCAGGGAGAUGUACAACUGCAGAUAGGUCAACCUCAUCCUUCUGUCUGAAACAUAUAGUAUGAGUGUUUGUGAUUUUCCUGAAGUUGAAAUAGAACCUGUUCAACAUUGAUAUUCUACACUAUAGAUGAACGAUAGCAACAAAAGUUCUAGCACAUUGGUUAAUCAGGCUUAGACAUCAAAUAGCCAACUUGCAAGGUGGUCAUGCUCAAAUGAGAGGUAUACCGACUCACACUAGGCAAAGUCUGCCCAAUCUUCGGUUGCUGCAGGCGUGAAAGGAGCUACUAAGGCUAUGACUACUACAAAUAAGGUUUGACGGCUUCGCGACAUCUAAUUUUUACUUUUCUAUUUGUUUGCAUGAGAGAAUGAAAUAUAAAAAGGACUCUUCCUCAUCUAUGUUGCAUGGACUCUUCAAAGUAGCUACCGCACCAAUGUCAACACAACAUGGGUUUGGGCGUGGGUGUGGAAUCCAUAGUCCAUACCUUUCUUGGUCAACUUAUCUUGGGUACUUUGACCACAUUCUAUGACUGAGAAGUACAAAAUGAUAGGGUAUUUGGUUUGCUUUUGGGGUUUAUGUCACAUAUAUAUGUAUGUAUGUAUGCAUGCAUGUACAGUGAUAUGAAGUAUGAGAGUUCUUUUCUAUUACCAAGGUAAGAAUAGAAUAUUGUUGUUUAUAAAAGAACGAAGUUUUAUUUAGUUCUAAAACUUUAACUAAUCAAAAUAUACUCUUUAUAUAUGUCGUAAUAUACAUUUAUUGGCUGUAUCCCAGCACCCGUAUCCGCACUCGGAUCCAUACCCCAACGUUGUGACAUCUGCACUCUUCACUAGUUGGUGGGAUUCCAAUUAACUUCUCGUUCUCUCGAAACCUUUUAGCUCCUUGCAGAUAAAUUAAAGACGUGCGUAUGUCGGGUCUAGCAGCUCGAUUCUCUCGUGUUUAUUUACUCCUCUUUCCGCUGUUCCUUUUUCUUCCUUUUAUUCUGUCACCUCCCUUAUUUGGUUUAUUUUCAUACGGGUCAAUAGCACUUUUGGUCCCUGAAUUAUCAGUUAAUUCUUCUUUUAGUACCUAUGUUAUUUGACUUAGCAUAUUAAACUUUCAAUUAAUUGAACUAUGAAUUUUUAAUCCCUUUACUUGUGAACAUUCACAAAUUUAUCAUGAUUAUUAACUAUUUCACCGCUUAAUUACUCAUGUAUUACAUUAAAUUUGUAUUGUUACUUCAUAUUUGACGGUAAUAUAAUUUUAUAAAUACUCAAUAUAACAUAUUUCCUAUACGAAAGAACCAAAAACACGCAUUUCAAUUAACUAAAGGUUAGAUAUGUUGAGUCGUAUAUCUACCACAAGGACCAAAAUCAGAAUUUACCAAUAUAUCUAUCACAAGGACCAAAAUCAGAACUUACAAAUAACUUAGGGACCGAAAGUGCUAUUAUCCAUUUCAUAGGGUCAAGAUUUCCAGAGGCAUUAUAAGCUCAAUUGGAUAUGACGACUGAAAUGAUGUCAGACGCCAUAGAUGAUGCUAUAGAUAAUAACGAAGAGGAAGAGGAAACUGAAGAUUUGACAAAUCAGGUCCUUGAUGAAAUUGGAGUUGAUGUUGCCUCACAGUUGUCGGCAGCUCCCAAGGGCAAAGCUGCUGGUAAAAGGACCGAGGAAUCAAGCAGUUCGGGGAUCGAUGAAUUGGAGAAGAGAUUGGCUGUGCUUAGAAAUCCUUGAUCUCGAUGUUUUGGACUAGUCCUUAUGGAGUUUCAUCACACAUGAAACAUGAUUCCUUUAAGUUGUAUGUACUUCAUUUUUCUCCAAGAUGUGAUGCAUUAAUCCUUAGUCUUCGUUGAGGUGAAAUGUGAUAAAAGGUUGUCCAAAAGCUACAAACAAUAUAUUAGUUGCUUGAUAAAAUCUUGGCAUAACUUUCAUUCAUCUCGUCAUUAAAUUCUUUACUCUCUCGAGUGUUGGUGUGUA
Lycium barbarum (goji berry) is the source of this 2187-nucleotide messenger RNA. RefSeq names its product vacuolar protein sorting-associated protein 2 homolog 3-like. The transcript has 9 exons. Gene Ontology annotation, cellular component: ESCRT III complex; multivesicular body. Gene Ontology annotation, biological process: protein transport; endosome transport via multivesicular body sorting pathway; late endosome to vacuole transport. The record is from RefSeq and is a predicted model, not a curated record. Bases 1714 to 1944 code for a protein of 76 amino acids. NCBI's taxonomy places the organism in Eukaryota, Viridiplantae, Streptophyta, Magnoliopsida, Solanales, Solanaceae.